Messenger RNA from Pocillopora meandrina, 2763 nucleotides. The record is from the annotation of a GenBank genome assembly. Lineage: Eukaryota; Metazoa; Cnidaria; Anthozoa; Scleractinia; Pocilloporidae.
AUGACAUUGACUCCGCGGUCGACGAUUGGAACAAACUUUUCACUCACGUUGCCGAUAGUCAUGCUCCAACAAGAAAAUCAAGAAUUAAAGGGGUCCGUUCUCCUUGGAUGAAUGCAAGGCUAUCUGAAGCUAUGCACAAACGAGAUCAUUACCAUCGUAAAGCCCUGAAAUCAAAGUCUGGCAAUCAUUGGUCACGUUAUAAGGAACUUAGGAAUUACGUAAAUAAGGAGAUAAAGAGAUGUAAGUCGGAAUACUAUUCUAAGCUUAUUACCGGAAACAAAUCUAAUGCGAGUGCGUUAUGGAAAACUCUUAACGACACAACAUCUCGCAAAGAAAGAACUCCCAUCUCCUGCAUUGAAGCCGACUGUGUUCAAUACUGUAGCAAUAAAUCUAUAGCCAAGAUUCUCAAUGACCAUUUUUCAACAAUUGGAACCAAAUUAGCGCAGAAGCUCAAUUCUUACAGGUCCUACAUCUUCUCGACACCUACGGUAAACUCGAGUUUACCCUAUGAAAUUACUUUCGAGCCAAUUAUGGAAGACUUCAUUCUUCGUCAGCCACAACAGCUCAAAACCAAUAAAGCUAUCGGUCUCGAUAACUUCAGUGCGCGUCUGCUGAAAGAUUCAGCCACUAUUAUCAGUGCCAGCCUAACUAGAUUAUUCAAUCUUUCCCUUGAAACUCGCAUCUUCCCUUCCCUUUGGAAAUUUGGAAAAGUUACAGCAUUAUUCAAGAAAGGUGAUCGCUGCGAUGCUAACAAUUACAGGCCCAUUACUGUACUGCCAACGAUAUGUAAAAUCCUAGAAAAAGCCGUGCACAUCCAACUGUAUGCUUAUCUUAAGAACAAUGAGAUCAUUACAUCCAAACAAUUUGGUUUCAGACCGAAGUUAUCAACCGGGACAACUUUGGCUUAUUUCACAGACAAUAUUCUUCAGAAUAUGGAAGCUGGUUCCUUUGCAAGUGCCGUUUUUUUAGACUUAUCUAAGGCCUUUGAUACAAUGGAUCAUCACUUGCUACUACGAAAGCUGACGAACAUCGGUCUUACCAAUGAUGAUUUUAUAUAUAUGAAAUUCAUAUAUUUGCACUGCGGUGAAAAGAUAAUAUUUAGAGAUCCUCGCAGCUAAGAACACUACUGAAACGAGUAGUUGAUAAUAAGACCUGAAAAAAAUUCAGGCCCGUACAGGAUUUGAACCCAUGACCUCUGCGAUACCGGUGCAGCGCUCUACCAACUGAGCUAACAAGCCAACUGGGAGCUGGGCAAUGUGUUGGGUCCAAAUAAACCAUCCAAGUAAAGAAUGAUGAUUUUAUAUAUAUGAAAUUCAUAUGUUUGCACUGCGGUGAAGAGAUGAUAUUAAGAGAUCCUCGCAGCUAAGAACACUACUGAAACCGCUCUGCGGUUUAAAUCGUGUCUCACAAACAGGUCACAAAUCACAUUGGUUGGAGAUGCUCACUUUGCAGCUACCGAAAUGCCUGUCGGGGUACCCCAAGGCGGUAUAUUGGGACCUUUACUGUUUUUGAUUUACGUGAAUGAUCUUCCGGAUUGUGAUAUUACCCUUUACGCGAACGAUACUGUAAUCUAUUACUCAAUCAAAAAUGUCAGUGAUCUUGGACAUCAAAUCAAUGCUGACUUGCGAACAGUGUCUGAGUGGUUCUCUAGAAAUCUCCUUACUCUAAAAAUAUCCAAGUUCAAUUUUGUUAUCUUUGGAAGUCAUCAGAAACUGAAUCGCAUUCAAGAUAUUUUGGUUAAAGUAGAGGUCACUUGUAUUGAGAGAACACAAUUAUUCAAGUACCUAGGCGUGACAUUCAACCAAUCUAUGUCAUAGACAGAUCAUAUCGAUGCUAUCAGCACGAAGAUUAAUCAAAGGAUAGGCCUAAUCAGGAGAAUCAGGAAUGUAUUGCCACUACAAACUAGAGUUACCUUGUACAAUACCCUAAUCUGCCCUCUUUUUGAUUGCGGAGAUGUUAUAUGGGGGGACAAGAACAAUGACACCAUAAUGUCGGAAUUACAGAUCCUACAGAAUAAUUGAAUUUAUUUAAUUAAUUAGUUAAUGAGGGCCCCUCUGAAAACCGCUAUGGCGAGUUGGGCUCCCUCGUUAAAUAUUAUUAUUAUUAUUAUUAUUAUUAUAAUAAGUAGUCAUGGUCAACCUUGACUGAGUCUAAACGACCUGUUUGUAUUGUCUUCCAGCUUUUUUGAACUGUUAGGUAAAGCAGAGCCAAUUUAUUCAAAAUUUAUCUUCGGAAAUCAACGUUAGCAGCUUGAGCUCAAAUGUCCUCAAUUGCAGAUAGCAGAUUAUCCUCCGUAAAAGCUUUUGGAAGAAAAAUGUUUAUGGCAUUUGACCCCUAUUUUGUGGACCGUGUAUUUAGCAGUCAACCCGUAUUAAGUGGUCACCCUGACAUUGACAUUCCACGUGGGUGACUGGUUGGACUGUAUUCGGUACUAAGUAAGUGUUAAGCAAAUUCCAAUAGAAGGCUGUGUGGAUUGUAGUGACAACAUACAGUACAUGUAGACACUAAUUGUCUCUCAGUGAUCUGAUGAUCUAGAACCCGAUCAUCCUAUAUCCUGUUUGUUCACUUGUUUUUAUUUUUCUUAGGUCUGCGGUGGUGGGCUACGGAACUCCAAUCAAAGAUGACUUUUCUAUGCUUGUGUGGUUGAUUAUAUUUAUUGGUUUUGGCACACCCAUGCUUCUAAUUUUUAUCACCAUAAUUUAUGUUAUUAUCAAGAAAGUCAAAGCUAAGAAAGCAACAUCCUCAUAUGGCAUGAUUAACUAA